AUGGUGUCUAUCACCGUCAUCUGCGCCACCGUAGUGGUGCCUGCCUCCACCAUCUUCGCCAUAGCUGCGGAGAGCGCCUCCAUUCCCGACGGCUCCCUGCUCGUGUGCCUGUCCCUCGAGGAGCCCGCAAACAAGGGACGCCGUGUCGUGCCACCGUACCACUCGUACGUGCCGUCCGGUGGGAUCGUCAUGGAGGCGGACUACAUGGCACUCGAGAGGCUUGGGGUGGACAUGCGCGGCACCGUGGCAAGAUGGUCGCACACGCAGCAAAGAAGGGAGCAGCCACCGUACGUGCUCAUCACCGGCAACGCGGACGGCAGCGUCAAGACUCAAGAGGGGAGUCAUUCCGCUCACCCCCGGCUGGACCUGCACAGACGACGAGCUCACCACCAGCUCCGCUUCACACUCGUAUAUAGAGAUAAAGCCAACGGAGAAGAACGUACUAUACGAACCAGACGACUAGGUAUAAAAAGGUCCUGUCUUUCCCGCCAUGUCGACACACCUCCGAUCCAACCGCGUCCCCCGCCACCGAUUCCUCCGUCGCCGCUGAUCAACUCUAGGCUGCUGCCUCAAAGCCUCCAGCCGGCGCCGUCGCCUUGUUGCGCGCGCCCAGCCGGCUGCUUUAUUGUUUACUACUCGCCAUUGGCAUCGUUGAUUCUUAACUCCCGAGUGCCUUGCUUGCUUGCCUGGAAGGUUGCGGACCUCGCAGCGGCGCCGGCGAUGGCGCGCCAGCGGCGGCCGGUCGGCGGUGCCCGCGUGGCGGUCCUGUUCGUGGUGGUCGCGCUGCUCGCCGCCGCGCUGCCUGGGCUCGUGGCGCAGGACCUGGCGGGGGACCGCUUGGCGCUGCUAGCGCUGCGGGACGCGCUGGACAGAGGUCGCCUCCUCCCGUGGAACACCGCGGAUCCAACGCCGUGCAAAUGGCGCGGCGUCUUGUGCAGCAACCAGACCGGCCAGGGCGUGCCGCAGCGCGUCGUCGAGCUGCGGCUGCCCGGGAAGCGGCUGAUCGGGACGAUACCGCUAGGCACGGUGGGGAACCUCACCGCGCUGCAGGCGCUGUCGCUCCGGCACAACGGUAUCACGGGGGGUAUCCCGGCCGAUAUCGGCAACUGCGACCAGCUGACCGUGGUGAACCUCACGAGGAACCAGUUCGCCGGCGCCGUGCCGGAGGGCUUCUUCUCGCUCGCGGUGCUCAGGAACGUUGACCUCUCGCGGAACCGCCUCGCCGGCGGCGUGUCGCAGGAGUUCAACAGGCUCAAGCAGCUGGACACGCUGUUCCUCGACAACAACGACUUCGCCGGCGCGCUUCCGCCGGGCUUUUACCUUCCCAGCCUCUCGCGCUUCAACGUGUCGUUCAACGCGCAGCUCACUGGCCCCGUGCCGGCGUCGCUCGCCGGGAUGCCCGCGAGCGCGUUCCAAGGCACGGCGCUCUGCGGCGGCCCUCUCCUCGCGUGCCCCAACUCUCCUGGUGGCGAAAAGAAGAAGCGCCUGUCCCGUUGGGCAAUCGUCGGCAUCAUCGCCGGCGCCGCGCUCGUUCUCUUGCUCAUCGUGGGGCUCGUCGCCUGCCUCCGCCGACGCCAGGUGGCGUCGGCGGCGUCGGCGGGGAGGCCCACGGAGACUGCGGCGGCAGCCAACGUGCGCGAGACUACCACGCCUAUAACGGUGACUCUGGCGAGGACGGACAGGGACGCCGUGAAGCAGUCCCACGCGCCGCCGCUCGCGCCGGUGAUGAUCAGCGAGGGCAAGAAGCUGGUGUUCCUGGGGAGCGCGCCCGACAGGCCAUACGACCUGGAGACGCUUCUGCGGGCGUCGGCCGAGGUGCUCGGCAAGGGCCAGCACGGCACCACGUACCGCGCCACGCUCGACGGCGGCGAGCCCGUCCUCGCCGUCAAGCGCCUCCGCGAGGUGCACCUCUCCGAGAACGAGUUCCGCCACAGGGCCACCGCGCUUGGUGCUCUCCAUCACGGCAACUUGACCCGCCUGCGCGCCUACUUCUACAGCAAGGAGGAGAAGCUCCUCGUCUACGACUUCGUCGGCGCCGGCAGCCUCUCUGCCCUCCUCCACGACGGAAGCUUGGAGGGCCGUGCGCGGCUGGACUUCACGGCGCGCGCGCGCAUCGCGCUGGCGGCGGCGCGCGGCGUGGCGUUCAUCCACCAGGGCGGGGCCAAGUCGUCGCACGGCAACCUCAAGUCAUCCAACAUCGUCGUCACCGCCACGCGCGACGGCGCCUACGUCUCCGACUACGGCAUCGCGCAGGUCACGGGUGCCGCGGCGCCGCCGCCGAGGCGGGGCGCCGGGUACCACGCCCCGGAGGUGACCGACGCCCGGAGCGUGCCGCAGAGCGCCGACGUGUACAGUUUCGGCGUCGUGGUGCUGGAGCUGCUCAGCGGGCGCGCGCCCCAGCACGCGCUGCCGGAAGGCGCCGACGGCGUGGACCUGCCGCGGUGGGUGCGGUCCGUGGUGCAGGAGGAGUGGACGUCCGAGGUGUUCGACGCCGCCAUCGCCAACGAGCCGCGCGUCGAGGGGGAGAUGAUGCGGCUGCUGCAGCUCGGCAUUGAGUGCACCGAGCAGCGCCCCGACCGGCGACCAACCAUGGCCGAGGUGGAGGCGAGGAUCGAGCGCAUCGUCGAGGACACCUGCCGGAAAGACGAUUUCAGCAGCACGGACGGCAGCCGGAGCGUUUCGGCGUGA
Sorghum bicolor (sorghum) is the source of this 2688-nucleotide messenger RNA. RefSeq names its product probable inactive receptor kinase RLK902. The record is from RefSeq and is a predicted model, not a curated record. Gene Ontology annotation, biological process: protein phosphorylation. The transcript has 4 exons. NCBI's taxonomy places the organism in Eukaryota, Viridiplantae, Streptophyta, Magnoliopsida, Poales, Poaceae. Gene Ontology annotation, molecular function: ATP binding; protein binding; protein kinase activity. Bases 1 to 2688 code for a protein of 895 amino acids.